UCCAAGUUAUUAUUAUUAUAUUAUUAUUAUUAUCCAUCCACCCAUCCAUCCAUCCAUUUGUUAGGCUGCUGGGUGUUUCAGUAUGUUACAGACAGCCCGCCUCUCGGCUCACAGCUGCGCGUAACGACCUUUUGGGUUAACUGCAUGUGGAUUACUGGAAAGCAGAGAGGGAUGAGACUACCAGAGAAAAACCCCCUGCUGACUCCUCAUCAUCUGUUACAGACAGUUAAAAGGGACUCCCCCAUCCACAGCAGACCAAAGGGAGUAUCUCUAACCAACACCAGCUUGUUGCUGCAUCUGGAGAUGGAGAGCACAAACUUUACGCACGGAUCUGAUUCCACAAACGGGACGAUGGAGCCUCCAGAGAUCGCUUUACCGAUUCUCAUGUUCGCUGGAGGCGCAGUUGGGAAUUUAAUCGCAAUAAUCGUCCUCUCGGUGUCCAGACAGAAGAGGAAGUCUUCAGCUUUCUACACGCUGGUGUGUGGUCUGGCUGUGACGGACCUGCUGGGCACCUGCCUGGCCAGUCCGAUCACCAUAGCCAACUACCGGGACAAGACGGUGCUGCAAGACGACUACGUGUGCAAGUUCCACUCCUUCUUGUUGCUGUUUUUUGGUUUAACCGGUCUGAGCAUCAUCCUCGCCAUGGCAACGGAGCGAUACCUGGCUAUCUGCUGUCCGUACACCUACGAGAGGUGGAGGGUGGACCGACGCUUUGCGCAGAAGCUCCUGCUCUUCAUCUACAUCUCACACAUCUUCUUCUGCUGCCUGCCGAUGAUGGGUGUGUCCGAGAGUGAGCUGCAGUCGUCACUCACCUGGUGCUUCAUCAAAUGGGGCAGGUUGCACCAGGCUGCUGCCGUCUACUCCGUGCUGUACGGAGCCGUCAGCCUGCUGCUCAUCCUGGGCACCAUGCUGCUGAACCUGGCGGUGUGCGGAGCGCUGCUGCUGAUGCGCCGCCGCCAGAGGAGCACCGUGCAGCUGCCGGGCAGCAGAGCCAGCGUCCGGCAGAGGUGGAGCGCUCUGUCGUCGGCUGCAGAGACGCAGAUGAUCGCGGUGCUGGUGAUGACCUCCGCGGUGGUUCUGGCCUGUUCGGCUCCAUUAGUGGUCUGUGUGUUCGCCAACUGCUUCCUGCUGAAAAAUGACCCCAAUGUUGACCUGGCGGCCAUCCGGAUAGCCGCCGUUAACCCCAUCCUCGACCCCUGGAUCUACAUCCUCCUCAGGAAGUCUCUGUUCCGGCGGUUACUCAAUUUAUCCAGGCGACGCAGCAGCACUCACAGAGGCUCAUCUCCUAAAACACAAAGCAACCUGUUCUAUCCUGAACUCAUGAGGGACAGCCACGUGUUCACCCAGCUGAUGUGCAGCGCCAACUUCAUGACUCAGCUGCCCGCCACCGCCAGGUUCACCCCGCACGACACAGAGAGCCCCCGUCAGACUUAAAACUGACAGAAGAUGUGUUCGACAUCUAUUAAUGUUUGCUGCUCUCUCAGCUUGACGCAGAGACAUCUGUCUCAGAGCUCAGUGGGAUGGAGAGACUGGGACGUCUCUGUGGGCCCGCAGCUGGACAGGAUUGUCGGGGCUCCUGUAGGAUUAUUUAAUAAAUUAAAAUAGACGGCUGCUCUGCGUCUAUGUAGACGUCUGCUGCAGUGACACAGGACAGAUGAGAAAAAACUGUGACUUGGAUGUUAAUACUGAAGUGCAACAAUAAGACAUGACUGAGCCUUUACGUUGUGCCUUUCACUGUCAUCCAGCCUCUCCUCAUACAACCAGUGCUCUGGUUUAAUCCUUCAUCACACCCAUAUAAAGUUCCUCAUCCUCUCUGUUUCUCAUCUCUCAUCACCUCACCCU
This is a messenger RNA of Sebastes umbrosus (honeycomb rockfish), 1842 nucleotides long. Its product is annotated as prostaglandin E2 receptor EP4 subtype-like. Gene Ontology annotation, cellular component: plasma membrane. The transcript has 2 exons. Gene Ontology annotation, biological process: negative regulation of inflammatory response; cellular response to prostaglandin E stimulus; positive regulation of cytosolic calcium ion concentration. The coding region runs from base 145 to 1434 and encodes 429 amino acids. Gene Ontology annotation, molecular function: prostaglandin E receptor activity. Lineage: Eukaryota; Metazoa; Chordata; Actinopteri; Perciformes; Sebastidae. The record is from RefSeq and is a predicted model, not a curated record.